Messenger RNA from Cololabis saira (Pacific saury), 2204 nucleotides. RefSeq names its product LCK proto-oncogene, Src family tyrosine kinase (gene lck). Gene Ontology annotation, cellular component: extrinsic component of cytoplasmic side of plasma membrane. Lineage: Eukaryota; Metazoa; Chordata; Actinopteri; Beloniformes; Belonidae. Gene Ontology annotation, molecular function: non-membrane spanning protein tyrosine kinase activity; signaling receptor binding; ATP binding. Gene Ontology annotation, biological process: protein phosphorylation; B cell receptor signaling pathway; cell surface receptor protein tyrosine kinase signaling pathway. Bases 441 to 1952 code for a protein of 503 amino acids. The record is from RefSeq and is a predicted model, not a curated record. The transcript is spliced from 13 exons.
AACAUGAAAAACCUCAUCUUUUUCUUUUUUUAACUGUAUUGGAACAUGCACAUUUUUGGGAGAGGUGCUGUCCUGACCCCUUUGUCGUAGGAGCCUGUAACGUUCCCCCCUGCUAACACGCAGCUGCACAGCCAGCACCUGUUCAAACCCUGCAGAGCAACCCUCAAUGUUUCAACGACAGGAAACUCUUUGGGUUUCUCCUCCACAGCGUUCGUGUGUGUGUGAGAUCACAUCAGCUAUGCUUGCACCCUUUAGUUAUUAUAAGAGGAGCGGAUGAUGACAUCUUCACACCCAAGCUCGCGUGGUGAAAAACACAUUUUUUAACAAAUAGUUCACGGGAAGAAAUGAACGUUUGAAAAUGAAUAUGUUGAUGGAGGCAUCUGAAAUCUGACAUUACCGGACGCUUGAGGAGAAGUUUUAUUUUAUUUUUAAGAGAAAAGAUGGGAUGUGCUUGCAGUUCCGACUCAGACAACGAAUGGAUUGAGAACUUGGACGAAAUGUGUGAACACUGCAACUGUCCAAUUCCUCCACAGUCAAGCAAUACAUACACAGAUCAGCUGAUUCCGUACCACUCACAGUAUUCUCCUCCGACAUCACCUUUGCCAGACAACAUUGGAGUGGCCAUAUACAGCUACGAACCCCAACAUGAAGGUGACCUGGGCUUUGAAAAAGGAGACAAGCUCAAGAUCCUCAACAAGGAGGACCAGGAGUGGUACCUGGCGGAGUCUCUCACCACGGGCCAGCAGGGCUACAUCCCAUACAACUUCAUUGCCAUGACUACAAUGGAGACUGAAUCGUGGUUCUUUAAGGACAUUUCUAGAAAUGAUGCCAUGAGGAUCCUCCUCGCUCCCGGGAACACGCAGGGCUCCUUCUUGAUUCGAGAGAGUGAGACAACCAAAGGAUCUUACUCAUUAUCAGUGAGGGAUUUGGACCACAUCACGGGUGAAGGAGUGAAGCACUACAGGAUCCGCAACCUGGACAAUGGCGGUUUUUACAUCACAACCAAGAUAUCCUUUCUUUCCCUGAAGGAGCUUGUACAGCAUUACUCACGUGAAGCAGAUGGGUUGUGCACAACCCUGUCGAAGCCGUGCCAGUCGAGGGCCCCGCAGAAGCCCUGGUGGCAGGAUGAGUGGGAGAUUCCCCGUGAGUCCCUGAAGCUGGAGCGCAAGCUUGGAGCUGGACAGUUUGGAGAAGUCUGGAUGGGUGUCUACAACAAUGACAGAAACGUGGCAAUUAAGAAUCUCAAGAUCGGCACAAUGUCGGUGGAAGCUUUCCUGGCAGAGGCCAACAUGAUGAAGAACCUGCAGCACGCACGCCUCGUCCGUCUGUUCGCCGUGGUAACCCAGGAGCCCAUCUAUAUCGUUACAGAGUACAUGGAAAACGGAAGCCUGGUGGAUUACCUCAAAACACCGCAGGGAAGCAACGUGCCCAUCAACUCUCUGAUAGACAUGGCGUCUCAGGUGGCGGACGGGAUGGCCUUCAUUGAGCAGAGAAAUUACAUUCACCGAGACCUGCGAGCUGCCAAUAUUCUGGUUUCUCAUGAGCUCAUCUGUAAGAUUGCCGACUUCGGACUGGCAAGACUCAUUGAGGACAACGAAUACACGGCCAGAGAGGGUGCAAAGUUCCCCAUAAAAUGGACUGCGCCAGAAGCUAUCAACUUUGGCACAUUCUCCAUCAAAUCUGAUGUGUGGUCAUUUGGGAUCCUCCUCACAGAAAUAGUAACAUAUGGCCGUAUUCCCUACCCUGGUAUGUCCAACCCAGAGGUAAUCCAGAACCUGGAGCGGGGCUACAGAAUGCCAAGACCAGACAACUGCCCCGAAGGACUAUAUAACGUCAUGUGCCAUUGCUGGAGGGAGACCCCAGAGGACCGACCCACUUUCGAGUACCUGACGAAUGUUCUGGAGGAUUUCUUUACUUCCACAGAGCGGCAGUAUCAGGAGCAGCUGCAGUAGAAGAGACAUGGAGACGCAUGCACAGAAUUUACUCAAACUAUAGGCAAACUUGAAGGUGGAUAAUGCAUUUUAUGUUUGCUGAAGAAUUUAUGUCUUUCUACUCACGGGGGACAAACUGAGAUGAACAAAAUAAGAGUGCUUUGUUUUUGAAUCAAACUAUUUCUGAAAAGAUUUUGAAUAUAUAUAUAUAUAUAUAUAUAUAUAUAUAUAUAUAUAUAUAUAUAUAUAUAUAUAUAUAUAUAUAAAACAGAA